Molecule: messenger RNA, 5922 nt
Organism: Cinara cedri
Lineage: Eukaryota; Metazoa; Arthropoda; Insecta; Hemiptera; Aphididae
Source: the annotation of a GenBank genome assembly
CGUAUUUUUACAUCACUACAAACUACAAAUAUUCAUUCGCUUUGAAAGUUGGAACUCUAAUGCAAUGCGAUUAUAGCUCGUAAACGCAAAGCAAACAGUUUGACAGCGCAUGUCGCGAGCGUGAACGUGGUGCUGUUAGUGUAAAUUGCCAGAGCGUCCAGAGCGAACGCACCCAUAGCUCCGAAUUUCACGUAAUAAUAUAUCAUAAUAGUUUUUGUCAAUCUGUCAUUACUUAUUAUUUUUCUUUAUGUUUAUUGUAUAAUUGUGUUAAUCUUUAAGUGUCGAGCUGUCAUAGUUUUUACUAGAAGCUAAUAAAAAAAAUAUGUCAUAAUAUUAUCUAACUUGCUUAAAAUUAAAAAUAUGUUUUUGAGGAGUUAAAUAAUUAAAUAAUAGCGCAGUGCAGCCUUCUCUACAUUCAAAUGUUGUAUUUUAUAUAGUACAAAUUUAAUGUACCUGGGUUUUAUUACGAUUCACGAUUAUAACACAGAUUUCAGAUAAUCUGUGGUUAUGGAUAGAUUCUAUCUCACAUACACACUACAUCAAUCUGUGUUCUAUCUAUAACCGUGAUUGUGUUAUAUGAUAUUAAUAAAAGUGAUAAACAAUUUUUUUCGAUAAUAGUUUAAAGUUUUAAAACUUGAUUUAUUGUAGAUUUUUAGCUCAACUUUAAAUGUUGUGUUUACCUAUAUUAAUUUAUAACAAACAAGUUAUAAAAUGAAAUUGUGAAAUUCGAUUGAUUUAUUGAUAUUAUAAUAAUGAAUGGGAUGAAUGAUUAUGGCAAAAAACACCAGGAAACUUUUCGUUAUACAUUUUCUACACUAAAUAUUCCUGAGACUUAUAAAAUUGAAGUACCUAUAGAUAUACCAUUUGAAGGUUGUAUAAAUGAAUUAAGUCAUAGAAUUAUAAAUGGACUUAACUUACCGUUAUACGUCAUUGAAGGUAAUAUUAUAAUUAUUUGAUUUCAUUUAAUUGCAAAAAUAUAUAUUACCUAUAUUUUGUUUCUAGAACUUCAUGAUGAAUUGGAAAAGUUUAUAGACAAAUGUUCAGUUGAUUUUUAUGAUCGACAAACUGUUGAUGCAAUAGACUGUAUAAAAAACGAAACUAUAGAAAUAGAAGAUAUUGUUAAGUAUUGGGAAAAAGCUUUUAAAGAUGUAAGUGUUAAGGUUAAUAUUUUAUUUCAUUGUUUUUAGAUAAAUUUCAUUACAAUACACAUUAAUAAAUGUUUUCUAGGAAACAUUUUCGUUUGCUGAUAAUAAAGGACCGAGUAAUAAUCAAUUAUUUGCCACUACAUUUCAUAAGUUAGCUCAUUCUGGACCUUCUUUGGAUGCAAUUCUCCAUAUAGAAUAUGGCUAUGCCCAAGCAGUUCAAGAUAUUAUGAAUAGAAAAUCUAGACAAGUCUUAACUGUGACAACAGCGUAUGUUUGUAAUUUAGAUAGAAAAAUAAAAAUAAUAAUUUUUUUGAUCUAUUUUCUUUAGUCAAACAAAAGAAAUGAACUAUGCUAUGGAUGGAUUAAACAAUUAUAGUACAGAAGAUGAUAUUAAUGCUCUAGCACUUAAGCAUUUUGAUGAUCAAACAUUAAUUCAAGUAAAAACUAAAAUUAUUUCUAAGAUAUUUACUAAUGGAUAUUGAUAAAUGACACUUUAUAAUUGGUGAUGAUUAAAGCUCAGUUGUUAAUGACCACAAUUUCUUUAAAAUAUGCAGUUGUUUUCCUUAUAAUUUGUUUUAUUUUAUUUAUUACCUAAAGAAUAAUAUGUAUCAAAUAUACCUAUUUUUCAACAGAUAUAUGCAAAACAAAGGUGUUAAUAUUAAUUUAAAAUAAAUUAUAUACUCUUUUAAUCAUGCAUACAUUAAAAAUAUACAUUUUUUAAACAGUUUAACAAAGUUUUACAAAAAACUGGGUUAAUAUUAAUUUAAAAUAUAAAUGAUUCAAAAUAAAAAAAUAAAAUAAUUUAAAAAUAUAAAUGUUACAUAUGUUAAAUACUUUAUUUGGUUAAUAGUUACCGUACAAAUUUGUAAUACUAUAUUUAAAAUGGUUUAAGAUGUGCUACUAAAUCUAGAAAUAAUCAAUACAUGCAUUUAUAUGCUCGAAAAUAUCAAAUACAGUAAAAUCUCGAUUAACCAUCAGUCUCGGGACCAGAGCUUUGACGGAUAAUUAAAAAGACGGUUAAGCAAGCAACAAAAAUUUAAACAUACAUACAUAUUAUUUAUUAUUAUUUUUUUAGUAAUUAUGACAUACACAUUGAUAUAAUUAGGUACUAUUACUUAUCGGUACAUUAUUAUUAUUAUUUUUUAAUUUAUUAUUUACAAUUACGUACAUACUUAACAAUUAAUUUAACGGUUAAUUUUUGUGUUUUUAACAUAUUACGUGCUUUUUUGGCUGCCAUAUCUCUAAUUCUUCGAAGUAGUAAUAGCUGAGUCGCAUCAGCUUCAGUUUGUUGUUCAAACCACUCAAAGCACUUGGAAAGCAUGGAUUCUGCUUCAGCAUGGGUGAUAGUUUUUGUAGGUUCUUCAAAUUUCUGUUCACUUUCGUAAUUUUCUUCUGGACCAUUUUCCUUUAAUACUUGUUGAAUAAGUUCGUAGUCAUUUAAGAACUCAAAACCUGCGUCAAGUUUAUCUAUAUCCAUCCACUUGAUAAUUCGCUUAAUAAUAUCCAAUUUUUAAAAUAAAUCAAGUACAACACGCUUUCGUUUUUCACUCAUUGUUUUUAAACUUAAAAUAUUUGCACACUCAAAGAGACUAAAAAGGCGAACGAACACACAUGCAAUAUAUAACUGACUGAAUUUUUAAAAACAAAAUGCGAUCACUAUCGCAAUUAACUGUUUUUAUCUCACCCAUUAAAUAUAUAUGUAUGUAUUUACAUAUAUACCUAUCGCUUAUCUAGUAGAUAUUGCCGGAAAGUUUCAGAUUAUAUAUAUGUAUUAUUAUCUAUAACCUACUCAUACACAAGUGGCCAGACGGUUAAUCAGGGGACGGAUAAUCGAGGUUCUGCUUUAUGCAAAUAUAUGCAAAAUAAGUUUGCAUAUUUGAAAUCUAGACUUCAUGAAUCAAAUUUAUGUCAUAUUCAAGGAUAAUUCUGAUUUCACAAAAGAAAAAAAUUCUCAAAGUCAUAAACAUCUGAGCUCUAGUGAUGAUAGUUUAUAUUAAAUACUUAGUUGAAGAAUUCAACAUAAGCAUUAAAUAAUAUUUCUCAAUUUUGUAAAGUUACAAUUAUAAAUUAUAAAAUAUAUUUAUAUACAUGUAAUAAUCCACUUUAAAUCGACCGACGUCUGUAAAUAAAUAAAUAUAGUCAGUAUCACCACAAUUUUGUAGAACUUAACUUAAGUGUCGUUGGAAUUUUCUUAUCACAUAAAAUACCUGAUGUUUCUCUCUACUUUAUCCAACUACAUUUAAUCAUACGUUUCACAUCUUCAUGAAAGACCCAGUUUUUCUAUAUAAAAGAUCUUAGGUAUUUAAAACUUUCAACCUUGCUUAUAACUGCCAAUUGUUACCUGUCUUUUAUUGUUCUUCCAAACUCAUUUUGUUCUACUUCUACUUAUUUUAGUCCCUUUUCUUCAAGUAUUACUUUCCAUUUCUUAAGUCCACUGUUAAUUUUCUCCUAUCAAAUCUAUAUCACUUGCAGACAUCAUACACCAUGGCACCUCUCACCAUUGUUCCUACGCUCAUCCAAGAUGAGACCAUCUGCCAAAGUCUUAUUUAGAUCUCCUCGUACUGUGUGACAGAAUUUUACACCAGCUGUCAACCUGACUUAGUCCUUAUUAUCACCUCUAAUGACAGUUAAAUAUAUCGUUGGGGUAUUCUGAUGCCUUUCCACAGGAAGAAUAGAAUUUUUAACUAUAAAAUGAAUUACAAUACCUUAGAGAAACAGUACUAUAUGCCUACUGGAAUCACCCACUUGGGCUUUCCACCAGUUGAAACUUAGGGCUUCAGGUUCACUAAAUCCAUAGCAUCAUAGGCCUUCUUAAGGUUCUAUUUAUAAGUAAUAUUAGCUAUAAGGAAUGAUAACGUUUAUAAUAAUAUGUUUAGUUACUAAUUAAUAGUUAUUUAUUGUGGCUAAUUUUUUUUUUUUUUUUAGGGUAAAUGGAAUAGUAGACUUGAUACUUUAAAACAGGAACAACGUGCAGGAUAUAGAGAAUGGGUCAUGAAAACUGUAGAAGAAAUGCAGGGAGUUGAUGGAUUGUAUUCUCCGAUAGGGUAUAAAUUACCAAAAUAUAUAUUUUUAUUUUAUAAUACUAUUUAUAAUAUUUAUAAUCAACAGCAAUUCUCCUAUUGGUACUGUAAAAAAUGGAUUUAUUAUUUCAAAUAUGUCAUUAUAUGAUAUGGAAGAAAGUUUCACCAUACAUCUUGGAUCACAAAUGAAAUCUACACAUAAUAUUCGUAUUAUGUCAGCUGAUACCUUAAAUCUUUUAAAAUUAACAUUAGAUGAAAACGGGUAUUUAAUUUUAUAUUUUAUGUAGUGUGUAAAAAAAAAAAAAAAAAAUCCAAUUAUUUGGUUGUUUUAGAACAGUUGUGCAUCAUCCUCAAAGAUUACAAACAGUACUCGAAUUAUAUUCUCAAGAUCUUAAAGGUCUUGUUUUAUUUAUUGAUACAAAUAAUUUAGACUUUUAUUCUGGACUUGGAAAAGGUAAUUUUUUGGUGAGAUCAUACUUAAGUUAUUUUGUAUAAACUAUUAAAAUUAAUUAUUUUUGUUAUAGAGUUUUUUGAUAUCUGUGAAGGUAGCACAGAAUUUCAUUUUAAUUCUCUACAGGAUCAGUUAGAAAUUAUUAAAUUGGAUCUUAAAGUAGCCGUAGAGAACCGCAAGUCUAAAGGGCCAGUUAGUAAUUUUUUAUCCCCAGAACUACAGGUAAGUAAAAUAAAAUAAAAUAUAUUAUUAAAAUGUAUGACAUAUAAAUUAUUUUAUUAAUAAAAUCACAGGCUCGUAGAAACAAGUCAAAACUUUUACAAUGUGGUGAUGUUUACAUUACAAAGCAUUCAAAUCUCGCUUCAGUUCAUCUAGUAUUUCACAUGGUUAUUGAUGAUUCAUUAAAAUCAGGUUAGCACUAUUGAUUGAUAAUAAAACAAAAAGUAUUAUAAUAUUUAUAAUUAAUAUUUUAGGUGAUAUCAACUCAAGACAUCCUGUAAUCUUAGGAUUACGGAAUAUUUUGAAAGCAGCUUGUUCUUAUGAUAUUACAAUGAUAACUAUUCCAUUAUUUUUAACUCAUGAAAUGACUGAAGUAAUAACAAAAUUUUUAAUUUUAUAUUUGAAAUGACCAUAAUAUUAUUAGUAUUUAAAUAAUACUGAUAAAAAAUAAUUAAAUAUUUAGAGAAUAUAUAACUUUGUAUAAAAUGUAUUGAUUUUUUAAAAUUUAUAUUAUUUAAAAAAAAAGAAGUUACAAUAGUUAACUACAAAUAGUUGUAUUUUCUCAGGAUAUGACUGUUCCUUGGUGUCAGAAAAGAGCAGAAUUGGUUUUAAAGUGUGUAAAAGGAUUUAUGAUAGAGUCUGUAUCACUGGGUGGAUCGGAGCUGAAGACUAUUCAGUUCUUAGUACCACAAGUGAGUUAGGAUUUUAUAUUUUAUUUAUAUAAAUUAAUUGAAUGUAUUAAUAAGCUGAAUAAAAUAAACAAUCCUAUGUUUAGGGAAUAUCUGAAGAGGUAUUUGGAAUAUUAGCAACAAUGGUUCCUACCAUAUUCAGAGUAUCGACUCCACUUGUGUUUAAUUCAUCAGAGCCAGAGAUUAAGUCAAAAGUUAAGAACAAAAAAAGUACAAAAAAUAAACGAAACUCUACAUCCAAGUAAUUUAUUUUUCUAAUAAUUGAUCAAAUUAAAAAUUACAAGCCUAUUCUUAAUUUUUUUUUAUUUGUUAAAAUAUAAUAUGUAUUUUUAAGAAUGUUUUAUUCAAAUAAAAUAUAAUACAGACCUUAUUAUGAACUAUCAUAAACCAUUUUAUUA